AUGCAGAGAGUGCAGCACGAGUGUCAAAUAGACCUGAAAACGAGGGAGAUUUUUUUCCUUCCAAACCGCACACUCGUCCAACGGCUCGGUAAAUCUCUUCGUAAAAUUUUCAUGGCCUCGCCGAGGAAUCCCCGAGCUCUCCGGUACCUGAGAAACCAGAGUGCCAUCAUCUAUGAAUGCAGGCGCCACACGCACGACAACAAAUCCAUCAUCCACCCAUUCAGCAUCUUCAGGUACUGGUGGGACUUCCUAAUGGUCCUGAACCUAGUCGGGAGUCUUCUCAGCAUUCCCCACCAGGCGACGUUCGAUAUGUCGAGGUCGACGACCCCAUCCUGGACGUUUAUAAAAAAUGUAUCACUCGCCAUUGACUGCAUCGACGUUCUCCUCAAUUUUUCGACAGGGUACUUUGCGAGGACACGAAGGACAGUGGAGAUGCGACCAAGGAUGAUAGCUAAGAGGUACGUCCUAACUGGGACAUUUAUUUCGGAUGUUUUGGGAUCACUACCAACCGAUUUGCUCUUCAUCACCACGUGGAAGGACUGGGUGGUGGCCAGGGAGUUAUCCAGCAUGAUCCACAUAUUCCGGAUAUUCUCAACGAGGGUCUACGUUAAGAGGGUGGCAGAGACCUACGACGUACCCCCGAGCCUGACGGGGAUCUUCACCUUCAUCCCAAUAUUCGGGAUAAGCGUCCACUGGCUGGCGUGCAUCAGCUGGAUCGUUCCAGUUGCCAAAAUUUCGUUGACAACAGUUGAAUCUCCUGAGGAGACAUCAUCAUCGUGGAUCAAUACCCAUCAGCUUUGGAAUACGGACAGUCAGGUGAAGUACACGAUGUCCCUCAUGAGAUCAAUCACGAUUCUGACGCGAUCAGGAUUUCUAUCGAAGGAACCAGUAGCCGACGAGGACCAGUACAUCGCCAUGGCCAUCCAGAUUCUGGGCACCCUGAUCCUCUGCUACGUGGUGAGCCAGGUAAUGCUGAUGUUCAAGGGUGGCAACAGUUCGAAGCUCAGGUACCAGGCGACAGUGGCCCAGUUGAAGCAGUACAUGCGUCACAAACAUCUGGAGCGAACCGUCCAGAAGAGGUUCCUCACGUACUACGAGUUUCGUUAUCAGCAGCACUUUUUCCGUGAAUCAGAGAUCCUCAACACCCUGUCCUCGCAAGUUAAGCUGGAGAUUGGAAUGCACUCCUGUCGUAAAUUGGUGGAGAACGUGACAUUCUUCAACAAUUUACCAGUCUCACUGUUGACAAGAAUUGUCGCCCAGCUGAAGUCCGAGAUAUUUCUGACGAAUGAUGUGAUUGUUCGAGCUGGACAGACUGGUGAUUGCAUGUACUUCAUAGCAACGGGUACAGUCGCUGUCUAUACUGAUUCUGGACGUGAAAUAUGUCAUCUAGAAGAUGGUGCACAUUUUGGGGAGAUAGCAUUAGUGAUGGCCGAUGAGAAACGAGUGGCUAAUGUCAUUGCUGUGGAAACAUGUGAGUUGUACAGACUUGAGAGAGGGGAUUUCAUCAAGACAAUUCAUCCUUAUCCAAUGCUGUGGGACAGAAUAAAGAAAAUAGCGAUGGAGAGACACGAGAAGACAAUGAUACUGGAUACACAUUGAGGGGAAU
Messenger RNA from Diachasmimorpha longicaudata, 1606 nucleotides. RefSeq names its product potassium/sodium hyperpolarization-activated cyclic nucleotide-gated channel 1-like. The record is from RefSeq and is a predicted model, not a curated record. NCBI's taxonomy places the organism in Eukaryota, Metazoa, Arthropoda, Insecta, Hymenoptera, Braconidae. The transcript is spliced from 3 exons. Gene Ontology annotation, biological process: regulation of membrane depolarization; potassium ion transmembrane transport; sodium ion transmembrane transport. Gene Ontology annotation, molecular function: voltage-gated potassium channel activity. Bases 1 to 1599 code for a protein of 532 amino acids. Gene Ontology annotation, cellular component: HCN channel complex; membrane.